AUGCACGGGCAUGCGCACCACCAUGCACGCAAUGUGGAGGAACUAGAAGGACGAGGAAUUAUUGAAGAACGAGGAGUCGUCGAGGAGCGAGGCGAUGUCGUUUAUGUUUACAAGACCGUGGAACCAGACUUUGAAGGGGAGGUGGGAGGUUAUGUCACCGGCAACGAACACAACACUGCGACGAAAGUAAACGCUGGUCUCGGUCCUCCUGUCAGCGCGCCUGGAAAGCCCAAGGAACACACAACCGAGGCGGAUGAGGAGACGUCAACCAAGACGAAGGCGGAACCGACGACCACCAAAGAGACAGUGGCCCACACCACUCAUGAAACUAAAGAGGAGACCACCGAGACUACCAGUGCUGAAACGACCCGCAAGAAAGUCACCACUACCAGUGAGUCGGAGGCUCCUAUCACAACAACCUCUUUUGUGACUUCAGCAUCGUCCACCUCGCAGUCCUCCCAGGAUGUCAACACUCUCCUCGCAACCUCUACCGGAUCGGCCAAGGACUCUACCGCAUCGGCCUCAACUACUGCUAUUCCAACUACUGCUUCUGAGGGUAUGACUGGUGGCGCAAAGGCUGGUGUGGCCAUCGGUGUCAUCUUCGGUGUUGGUGUGAUCGCUGCGUUGAUUUUCUUCUUUAUGCGCAAGAAGAAGAGAAGUCAGGAGGGAUAUCAAAAGGAGAAUGAGAAGACCUUCGGUGGUGAAGGCCUGCCAGAGGGCAUCGCUGCUUCUUUCCCACCUCCUCCUCCUUCCAAGCCACAGACUUCGACUCCCCCGCAGCUUAAUGUUCGUCCCGUCACUCAAUUCGCGCCUGAUCUGAGCGGCGGCAGUGCCUUGAACCCGGCCACUGCUGGUGCUUCCGGGGGUUUAAGCCCGGCCACUGUUGCAAGUGCUACUGCUGGAGCUGGAGCUGUAGCUGGCUCGGCCGCAGUCGCCUCUCGUAAUCUUACUGGCGAAUCGCCGCCUCCUACUCCGCCAAAGUCCGCUGCAAGCAACACCAACCCGUUCAGUGACCCUGUGAAUCCUUUCAACACAACCACCAGCCCUGUUAGCCAGAAUGCGCCUUCAGUUCCCGAACCAGCUACUGGACCGUCUGGAUCGACCGUCGCAGCUGCGGCGGUUGGUGCUACAGCUGUUGGUGUUGCAGCAGGUGCUGUUGCUUCAUCUCGGGCGUCCAAUGAUUCUUACCACUCCGCUCAAUCACACGGCCAUUCCCCCACUGGAUCGACCCAAUCCGCGACCAUGCCUGGCGAUGCUGCUGCUGGCUCGGCUGCUGCUGCCGGCGCCGGUGUUGUAGGAGCUGCUGGUGCAGCAGGCGCCAUGCCUGCUGGUCCACCACCCCCCAACAAUGUUUACCGUGUGCAACUGGAUUUCAACCCUUCUAUGGAGGAUGAGCUCGGCCUUCGCACAGGCGCGCUUGUGCGCUUGGUUCAUGAGUACGACGAUGGAUGGGCUCUCUGUAUGCGCCUUAAUAGCCCCCAGCAAGGUGUUGCUCCACGUUCUUGCCUCUCGGCUCGCCCUGUCAUGCCUCGCGCCCGCCCACCCCCUGGCGCUCCCGGCUCUCGCGGCCCACCCAUUAUGGGUCCUGACGGUCGUCCAAUGAUGCCCGGCGGUCCUCCUGGUCCAAGAUUCUACCCUCAGGACGUCCGUCCGAGAUCCCCCGGUAAUGCUGGCGUCUCUGGACCUCCGCCUUCCCGCCCUUACCCUGGCCCUGGAUCUGCCGUCCAGUUCCCGCCAGUUCCCCGCUCUAUGUCGCCCGGACCAGGAGGAAUGCCUCGCUCUAUGUCUCCAGGGCCCGGAGGACGACCUGGCCCUCGUUCAAUGUCCCCCGGACCUGGAGGUAUGCCUGGCCCUCGCUCCAUGUCUCCAGGGCCCGGAGGACGACCUGGUCCUCGCUCCAUGUCCCCAGGACCGGGAGGACGACCUGGCCCUCGCUCGAUGUCUCCCGGACCUCGCGGAAUGCCGGGCCCUCGCUCGAUGUCUCCCGGCCCCGGAGGAAUGCCCGGCCCGCGCUCGAUGAGCCCUGGUCCAUACGGAGCUCCUGGAAUGCAGCGCCCUGUGAUGCCUGUCAACCAGCGCCAACGUAGCAAUAGUGCCGGCGGCAACGCUGGUCCUCCUAUGGCACCACCAGCUGCACCUUCCGUUUCCAGUCCACUAGCCGCUCCCGCUCCUCCCCCCGCUCCUGCUGCGCCACAAGUUUCGAGUCCCUUAGCCGCUUCUGAUUCUGCCCCUGUCGCUCAUGUUGCUCCCGCUGCGCCACAAGUUUCAAGUCCCUUGGCUGCUCCUGCUCCGGUCCCUGCUUCUCCUCCGGCUCCUGCUCCCGCUGCGCCGGAAGUCUUAAGUCCCCCAGCCGCUCCUGCGCCUCCUCCCGCCGCAGUGCCAACGCCAAGCCCCCUAGCCGCUCCUACUCCUGCUCCCACCAGCGAGCUCCCAGCCCUUCCGGGUUCCCUGCCAACUUCCCCGUCAGGCUCGAUCUCUCGAAAGCCCGUCCCCACUCAGGACGCUUAA
Molecule: messenger RNA, 2508 nt
Organism: Penicillium concentricum
Lineage: Eukaryota; Fungi; Ascomycota; Eurotiomycetes; Eurotiales; Aspergillaceae
Product: SH3 domain protein
Exons: 1
Coding region: 1-2508 (835 amino acids)
Molecular function (GO): protein binding
Source: RefSeq, a predicted model, not a curated record